AUGGUAAAGGUGCGCAAGAAUCGCAUCGCCAAGCGAUCCGCGGCGCAGCCUUUCCCGGCCUUCCGCGCCUCGACAGCUAUCACGAAUCCGCAUCGUACUGGCGUCAAGGGGAAGAAGGAAGGUCAGUAUCGGGACAAGGCUACAAUCAAGCGCCUGAACAUGUACCGCGACAAGCCCAACCUGGAGAAGAUGCGCGUUCAGGCUACCGAGCCUGCUCGCAUCUGCCCAGAUCGCCGAUGGUUCGGCAACACCAGGGUGCUUACUCAGGAGCAGAUGACUAACCUGCGUAGCGAGUUGGAGGAGGCCGCAUCGAACCCCCGAACGCACAUCCUGAAGCGCAGCAAGCUACCCCUAUCUCUGUUGAAGAACGUGGAUAUGGUGGACGACAACGCCAAAAUCCUAUCGCUAGAGCCGUAUGAGCAAACUUUUGGCGCGAAGGCCGUGCGCAAGCGCCCGAAGUUGGCAGCGUCAACUGUGGAGGAGCUUGCUGAGCUCGCAUCCAGCGCGUCAUACGAUGCGUCUAAGGACGCAUACCUGAAUCGUGAGAAUCUGGCGGAGUCUUCGGAGGAGGCUCCGAACGUCGUUUUCAAGAAGGGGACUUCUAAGCGCAUCUGGGGUGAACUGUACAAGGUGAUCGACUGCUCGGACGUCAUCGUCCAGGUGAUAGACGCUCGGAAUCCCAUGGGGACGAGAUGCCACCGACUGGAGAAUUACAUCCGUGAAAACAAGCAGAGCAAGGCGCUGAUUCUGCUGUUGAACAAAUGCGACCUCGUCCCAACGUGGGUAACGGCGGCGUGGCUUAAGCAUUUAAAUCGCACUGUGCCGACGGUGGCAUUUCACGCGUCGGUCACCAACCCUUUCGGCAAGAAUACCCUGAUCCAGCUGCUAAAGCAAUAUUCCCAGCUCAUGAAGGAUCGCAAGCACUUCAGUGUCGGAUUUAUCGGUUACCCGAACGUAGGCAAGAGCUCCGUGAUCAACACUCUCAAGGGUGAAAAGAACUGCAAAGCAGCCCCAAUACCUGGAGAGACUCGCGUAUGGCAAUAUGUUUCUUUGACAAAGCGUAUCCACUUGAUAGACUGCCCUGGAGUCACCCCGAUCGAGGACAGUGACGAGGCCGAUCGUCUGCUCAAGGGCGUUGUUCGGGUGGAGCGUAUUAACGACCCGGAAAACUACAUCGACCGCGUCCUUGAAAUAAUCAGCAGGGAUGUGCUGGUUCAGCGAUACGGCGUCAGUGCUGAUUUCACGAACGAGAAUUUCCUGGAUCUGGUGGCGGAGAAAUUCGGCAAGUUCCGCAAGGGCAGGGUGCCUGACGUCUCAACUGCAGCAAGGAUAGUGCUGUACGAUUUCCAACGCGGACGCCUGCCGUUCUACAGUGAGCCUCCGCCAGCCGACCAGACCGUGGACCAGGCCGUUGAAAUCAAGGACCACAUCGCUGAACUUGGCCGCCUGCAACUGGGCACAGAUUUAGCGGAACCGGUUGGUGCGGAGGACGUGGAAUCUGGUGCUGCGUGCGUGGAAUCCAGCCCCGCGGCCGAGGAGAGCGAGGCUGCCCCGGCUAAGAAACACCACGUGCGCGAGUCCUCUGUCCCAUCGCAGAUCGCCGGCAUAGAUUACAACAGUUUCCUUUGCGCUUUCGCGUUUAAGCUGCGGGCUGUUUCCAACCUCCCGGAAGACGCCCGUCUAUUUCGUCGUAGCGUCCGUGCGUUCGCGCUGCCAGGGACUGUCGAACGAAUCUCGGGUAUCAUUGCGAGGAAGUUUGAGAAGAAGGCGGAGGAGAUAGAUCCGGACUGCGACUUCUUAAAAGAGUUUGGCGGUGAUAACCUGGACGAGGUGGAGUUGCUGCUCGCGGUUGAGGAGGAGUUCGACCUGACGAUUCCUGACUAUGAUUUCAGCGAGCUACGUACGUUGAAGGCGCUUGCUGACUACGUCGAUCGGAAGAAGGCACCUAAGAGUUAG
Babesia ovata is the source of this 1956-nucleotide messenger RNA. RefSeq names its product nucleolar GTP-binding protein. The coding region runs from base 1 to 1956 and encodes 651 amino acids. Lineage: Eukaryota; Apicomplexa; Aconoidasida; Piroplasmida; Babesiidae. The record is from RefSeq and is a predicted model, not a curated record. Gene Ontology annotation, biological process: fatty acid biosynthetic process. Gene Ontology annotation, cellular component: nucleolus. The transcript is spliced from 9 exons. Gene Ontology annotation, molecular function: GTP binding.